AAAGUUUGUUCCCAAAUUCUUUUUUGUACAUACAUAUAUAUACAUAUAUAAAUAUAUUAUUUCAAUGGAGGAUCCAAAUUCAACAUUGUUGCCAUAUAUUUUGGAGACACUUAGUCGCAAGCCAGAGCUCUGUGACACUUUUGAUCAUAUUUGCAAAGACAUUGAGGAACAACUAAUUGCUGAUAAUAAUACGCGCUAUGGAAAUGUUCGGAUCGCUGUGCAGCGUGCUUUAAGUGUUGGCCAAUCGCUAGGAAUUUUAACUUUGACCAACGAAACCAUACGCAUGCCUUUCAAUUUUCGUUCAAGCACUGCUAAAAACACAAAAAUUGUACCAACAUCAGGGAACCUACAAGUUCAACAGCCAGCAAUAGGAACUGGAAACCCGGUGGUUCAAAAUGAAACUGAGAAGAACAGCAUAGUAGCUUCGAAAACGCCUAAAUGUAACGUGCCAAACAAUUUUGAUGGCCGACGAGGUAACCCUGACUUUGGGUUUGCAUCGCCUCAUCGUUCCAAAAAACUUCGAGGCCGACCAAGAGGACGCAGUUGUGCCCGGAAAUCAACAGCUAAACGAAGUUACUCACGCGGAAGGUCGGCACGUGGCCGCAAACGUGCCCGUAGUGCUAAUGGAAGAAAAAUCAAUAGAAAGCGGUAGAACUUGUAGUUUUAAUAUAAAUCAACUGUACUAAAUACAUUUCCUUGUAUUAUUUUUACGUAAUGUACUUCAGAAUUUUUCGUUUGACAAUAUGAUCAAAAGAAAUUAAACAAAAACAAGUAAAAAAGGGCUAAA
This is a messenger RNA of Bactrocera tryoni, 787 nucleotides long. RefSeq lists its product as uncharacterized. The record is from RefSeq and is a predicted model, not a curated record. The coding region runs from base 65 to 652 and encodes 195 amino acids. The transcript is spliced from 3 exons. Lineage: Eukaryota; Metazoa; Arthropoda; Insecta; Diptera; Tephritidae.